This is a messenger RNA of Chanos chanos (milkfish), 204 nucleotides long. It is a transcript of the gene gng13a, whose product is annotated as guanine nucleotide binding protein (G protein), gamma 13a. Lineage: Eukaryota; Metazoa; Chordata; Actinopteri; Gonorynchiformes; Chanidae. Gene Ontology annotation, cellular component: heterotrimeric G-protein complex. Gene Ontology annotation, biological process: phospholipase C-activating G protein-coupled receptor signaling pathway; sensory perception of taste. The transcript is spliced from 2 exons. The record is from RefSeq and is a predicted model, not a curated record. Gene Ontology annotation, molecular function: G-protein beta-subunit binding. Bases 1 to 204 code for a protein of 67 amino acids.
AUGGAUGAGCUGGAUGAAACCCAGAUGAAGAACCAAGUGGAAAGUCUCAAAUAUCAACAUCAGAUAACAAGAGAAAAAACAUCUGUUACAAUCCCAGAGCUGGUCAAAUGGGUGGAGGAGACCAUGACUGAGGAUCCUUUCCUAAACUCAGAGCUGAUGAAGGACAACCCAUGGGUGGAGACAGGGAAAUGUGUGGUCCUAUAG